Molecule: messenger RNA, 702 nt
Organism: Funneliformis mosseae
Lineage: Eukaryota; Fungi; Glomeromycota; Glomeromycetes; Glomerales; Glomeraceae
Source: the annotation of a GenBank genome assembly
UGUAACCUAGCCGUUUAUGUAGCCUUUUGGCGGAACAAUGAUACUCCUUCGAUAAAGAAGUUUUUAGACUACCGACGUAACAUGGGUGAUUUGGCAGAUCCGGAAACUGAACACCAGAAAGGCUGUGAUGUUUCAACGGACUACUCUCAGUCUUCGAAUUGCUUAUUCGCACAAACACCUUGUGAGUUGCUUCCUUGCAAGACAAAAGUUGCUUACUUGUUUGUGGAGGAUAAAAGAUCGAAUUCAGUAAAACUCUUCUGGAAUCUACAGGAAAUUAUUUUGGAAUCCGAGAUAGUUGAUGAAAAAUCCAAGUUGCAGUGGAAUAGUCUUAAGGAGACUUCGUCCGCGGUGCAAGAAAAACAAGUCUCGUCUUAUAAACGGAAUGCCUCCAAAAUCGAUGAAGAAACAGUUUCUAUACAACCUGCCUUGAAACGGAAGUUGAAUGAGGGAGAAAUGACCGUAGAUACUAGCAAUAAUCCGUUUGAUGUAUCUCGGCAUGAAAAGGAUUCGAAGAAUGCAACUAAUCAGAACGAGGAAGAUGAGAUUACUGAAUAUAAGUACUCUCAGGAAAUGUUAAAUGAAAAAGUCGAAUUGCCAAAUCAUAAAAAGGCGAAAAAGGAGGUGAAAAACACUUCAAGGACUAAGUCCCAGAAAUCGAGAAAUAAAAGUGAAGAUUCUUCCUCGGAGUUGCCUUCUUCCGAU